CAAAGUUCACUGUGUUAGAGGUUUUUCCGUCCUUCUUAUGUUCACCUUCUCAGAGUGCUGACUGAACACCGACCAGAGAAGAGGGAAGGCAGAGGAAAAGAUUCUGAAUAAUGGGGGCCUCGGUGUCUGUACGGAACCAAACACCUUACACUUGGCACUACGAACUUGUUGGCGACGGAGGUGGCAGUGGCACGUUGCAUGGCUGGGGUAGUGUAAAAGAAAAACUCAACUCUAGGUGGAUCCAUUGCUACCUAAAGUUAAGAUAUGACAAUCACAGUUAUAACUCCUUCUCAUAUGAAUUCAACAGUCACAAGCAGGACGGGAGUCAAACAUUCACUAUUAUAGAAACCAGUGGCCGUUCACUUAUUCAACUACUGUGCGAUGCAGAGUCUAAUAGUCCAACAUGUCCAAACUAUGGGAAGCAAGAGGAAGACCGUAUCCGUCAGCAGCAGGAGGAGAUGGAGCGGCGAAGACAGGAGGAGCAACGAAGACGACAGCAGGAGGAGAGGAGGCGCCAGGAGCAACUGGAGAGGGAAAGGAGAAUCCAGCAAGAAAUCGAAAGGGAGUGCGAGCUUUCGUGUAAGAAGGUGUCAAAGGGACGAGAAAAGCUGAGACAGAAGCUGAGUCUUAAAGGACAACAGCGCCAUCACCAGCGUACACAAGAACUACACCAGAUGAUAGAAGAUGAUGCUGCUGCAAUCGAAAGGGAUGAGCCAGGGCACUUGAAAAAUAAGUUUGAAGAGCUUCUGAAGAAAUACAAGAUCACUGAAGACAAAAGCAUGCAAGAGGACAAACUUGAAAACCGAAUGAAAAAUCUUCAGAAUGAGCUAAGCCUUCAAUACUUUGGAGAGCCUCAACUGUCCAUCUGGUGUCAGUUGACCAUAGAUCGUGCUAUCAGCCAAGGAGAGCAAUCACUCACCGAGAGGUUUAGCAUCCUCACGGCUGUGGCAGAGCUAACGUUGACCAACGACUCGGACACAGACAGUAGAGAGGUCCAACUACCUGACUGGGACCAGAAGUAUGACUUUCUCAUCCGUCUUCUUGAACAGCUGUACAGCACCAAUCCCACAGUGGUUCAGCAACUUGUUCUGAGCAUUCUUGACAUGUUCACAGAGGUGUCAGAGAAAAACAAGGGGCUCCUUAGUCAAAUUCUCUUCAACAUGAUCUGGACACCUUCAGAAAUUCUGCUCUUUUUGCGAGGGUGUUUCCAGGCAUAA
Molecule: messenger RNA, 1217 nt
Organism: Coregonus clupeaformis (lake whitefish)
Lineage: Eukaryota; Metazoa; Chordata; Actinopteri; Salmoniformes; Salmonidae
Product: mitogen-activated protein kinase kinase kinase kinase 4-like
Exons: 5
Coding region: 111-1217 (368 amino acids)
Source: RefSeq, a predicted model, not a curated record